UAUCGGUCGGUCAGACGGACGCAUGUUACAAUUUUUUCUGAAAGUUAUUGUUGAUAAAUCUCGCUCUAUCCUAUUGUAGAAGAAAAUUAAUUAAAUCUUGAACGGCUACUGUAUUGUAUGAUACUUGUGUGUUGUUUAUAAUAUUAGGUCUGUGUGGUGACCUUAGGAAGACGCUGUCGGAAACUCAAGUGGCAUCUCGUUCGUUCAACCAAUCAUGUCGACGUGCCAGCCUUCAGGUUGAGUGAAAGUUUGGGUAACUUUUCAAUUACCGUAGAGAAAAUGUUUCCGUACCUAGUGCGGUAGUGUGGGGAGUGAGGAGAGCGUGGUGGAAAAGCUGACCAGAUGGAGAGCAUCGGCGGAGAGGAGAUAGAGCGCGCGCUGAUGGACCUGGGCCCGCUGCUCGGCGUCUCCAUCAAGGAGGAGGUGCCCGAGGAGCCGCCCGACGCCGCUACCGCCUCCGCCUCCAACACCAGCACCAAUGCGGGCAAUGUCGCAUCCGCGACGUCGCCCGGCACCGGAGCCGCGGCCGAGGGCGGCGCGGACUCGCUGGCGUCGCCCGGGGCGGAGGCGCGCGUGCCCGCGUCGGCGGCGCGCUGCGUGCUGUGCGGCGCGGCGCUGGCGCAGCAGGACGGCACGCCCAAGCUCAUGGAGUGCCUGCACUCUGCCUGCGAGCCCUGCAUCAAGGCCAAGAUCGAGGAGAAACUUGCUCCCAGCCGAGACUUCCUAGGUGCGGAGCGCAUGACGAUCACGUGCCCCGUGUGCCGGCUGCAGUGCCAGCCAGCCAACAUGGUGGACCAGCGGUUCGUGCUCGAGAAGCUCGCCAUCGACAACACCGGCAACAACGGGUCUGGCGGCGGGGAGCAGCAGUGCAACAGCUGCGAGGACACGGAGCCCGCCACUAGCUACUGCGUCGACUGCGCAGAGUUUAUCUGCGACAACUGCGUGCACGCACACCAGAGGCUAAAGAUAACGAAGGAUCACACGAUCAAGUCGAAGGAAGAAGCGCUGGCAGAGCUGCAGGCGGCGGCGGCGGCCGGCCGCCAGGCGCACGACAUGUUCUGCAGGGAGCACCCGCAGGAGCGCCUGUCGCUGUUCUGCGAGACGUGCGACCGGCUGACGUGCCGCGACUGCCAGCUGCAGCACCACCGCGACCACAAGUACCAGUUCAGCACCGAGAUGGCGCACCAGGCGCGUGCGAGUAUCGCGUCGCUACUCUCGGAAGUGAGCUACAAGCGCGUCCUCCUCGGCUCUGCGAUGAAGGUGAUCCGCGACCGGCAGCAGCUGAUUGCGGACAAGAAGAAGGCCCUGGUGCACGAGAUCACGCAGUGCGUGGUGAAACUCACCAAUGCCAUCAACUCGCGCGGCAAGCAGCUGGUGCUGCGGCUCAACGAGGUGUGCGACUCCAAGCUGCGCACGCUCGGCGAGAAGAAGGACGCCCUGGAGCAGCUCGCGGCCAUCACUGACCACUGCGUCGACUUCGUCAACCAUGCGCUGGACCAGGGCAGCGACACGGCCGUGCUGUACUCCAAGCGCGCGGUGUGCGCGCACCUGCAGCGCAUCAAGUCGCGCCGCGCCGACAUCCCCAACCCCGAGAUCCCCGUGCGCAUCAGCCUCGCGCUCGACAAGCUGCCCGACCUCAUACGCGUCCUGUCGACGAUCGGCGCCAUUGUGGUGGACGGCAAGGUGGACGGCGGCGGCGCGGGCGCGCAGGGGCCCUACCACCCGCCCGCGUCCCCCGCCGGGGGCGCAGGGGGAGCCGCGGGCCCCGCGGGGGCCCUGCUCCCCGUGGCCCACCUGCAGCCGCACCAGCCGCCGCAGCACUCCGCCGUCGUGGCGCUGCAGCACGCCGCCAUGCAUCAGUCGUACGUGCAGUCGGUGUCGGCGGGCGCCGCGGGGGCGGGCGCGGUGGCGGGCUACCUGGGGGCGGGGGCGGGCGCGGGGGCCACGGGGGCCGGCGCGGGGGCCCGCGCGCGCCUGCACACCCCGCUGCGGCACCCGCACGUCACCUCCACCACGCACCCGCACCACCUGCACGGCAUGAACGAGAUGAACCUGCGGGGGCUCCUCAACCCGGGCCGCGGGUCGCGCGCGCCGCCGCCUGUCCACCCCGCUCAGGCCAUGCAGCACGCAUACCAGCACAUGAUGGGUGCGUAUAACAACGCGUACGGCGGCGGCGGCGGGCCGGGCGGGGGCCCGGGGGGGCCCUCGGGGCGACGCUCGGGGGGCCCGCGGACCCCCUCCCCCGCGCCCCCGCACUACCCGCACCACCACACGCAGCAACAACAACAACAGCAGCUGCAGCAGCAACAGAUGUUGCAGCACCAUCAACAGCACGCGCCCGCCAAGUGGCACAUCCCGCAGCAGAGUCUUCCCAAUGGCGUGGCAGGAGCGCUGGAGCCGGCGGCGGGCGGCGGCGGUGCCGGACUGGACUUCAAGAUCACGCUGAGCAGGCAGGCGCCGCGCCAGCCCAGCCUCGUCACUUCCACCAACCCCAAGACGCCCAGCCCUAAUCUGCAGGGCGGCGGCGCGCUGGUGUCGGAGCUGGACGCGGUGUGCGCGCAGUCGGUGCAGGACCUGAUGGCCACCAUCGCCAAGCUGGACUCCAACGGCGUGCAGGUGGUGGCCGAGCCCCCGCCCCCGCCCCCGCCGCUGGCCGCCGAGCCCGCCGCCUCGCCCGCGCCGCACGUGCACUCCUCCACCGACACGCCCGCAGCGGAGGUGAUGGCAACCACCACCGGCGGCGGCGCCAGCGACCCCAACGAGGACUGGUGUGCCGUGUGCAUGGACGGCGGCGAGCUCAUGUGCUGCGACAAGUGCCCCAAGGUGUUCCACCAGUACUGCCACAUACCCACCAUCGAGAAGCUGCCAGAUGAGACGGAGACAUGGCAGUGCCUGCUGUGUGUGAACUUCGCGGAGCUGGGCCCCGAGCCGGCGGAGGAGACCUCGGGCGGAGGCCUGUCGGCGCGGCAGCAGAAGCUGGUGGAGCGCAUCACGCUGGAGCUGUACUGCCAGUACGAGGCCAGCCUGCCCUUCCGCGAGCCCGUGCCCAAGGACAACCUGCACUACCACGCCAAGGUGGCGCGGCCCAUGUGCCUGGACAUGAUCCGCAUGAAGCUGCAGCCGCGGGCGCCGCAGCGGUACUCGCACGUGGCGCACUUCGUGGCCGACUGCCGGCUCAUGUUCCGCAACGCCUACCUCUACAACCCGCCGGAGUCUCAGAUCUACAAGGACGCGAAGCGGCUGGAGGAGUUCUUGGACGCGCAGCUGGCCAAGUGGCUGCCCGAGUACGCCUACUGGAGCGGCGAGGGCGAGCCGCCCACCAAGCGCGCCCGCCUCGACUGACCGCCGUCCCCCGCGGCCGUCGCGGCCCCGGCGCUCUCUGCGGCCCUGGGGCCCCCGGCGGCCCCUGCGGCACUAGAGCCCCCGGCGGCCCCUGCGGCCCUGGGGCCCCCGGCGGCCCCGGCGCCCCCUGCGGCCCUGGAGCCCCCAGCGCCCCCAGUGCCAGCCGCACUGCCCGUGGCCACGGUGUACCCGCGGUACUCGAUCGCCAACUACUACAACACGUACGGCAGCCCACACGCAGCCGACCUGCGAGGCACCACCUACAUCAACUGGAGCCUUGGAUAGAGAGCUGCUACACUUAACCGUGCACAAAACUGUCGAAGUACAGGUCGCCGAUCUAAAGCGAUGCAUAAAACUAGGUCCUCGCAUCCGAGACAGACGUAUAAAACUUAUUAUAAUAUAUUAAUAUAUGUAGGCUAAUGGUUUUAAUAAAGUGGUAUAAACUGAGGCGACGUAGGAUGUACGUCCUGUUCUCGUAUUGUUGUGGUGGACCGGUUUCGUACUCAUGUUCGAGUAUCAUAUGGCGACUCGUAGUCAUUGUUCAUGGUUACAGGUUGUAUUAUUCAGAAUGUGCUAACGAAAUUAUAUUUCUGAAUCGUGCGACUAAAGAUCUUAACUUACACGUUGCGCGAUUUCUUCUAAAUAAAAAUGUGUAAAUGUACUAUCAAAGCUUUUUAAGGGCGAUGUAUCUUGAUCCAUAAUUGUGACAUGUUUCAAAGGUGCACUCGGUCCCUAUGAGGGGCUCUGCGGUACACUCGGUGGUGUUUGAAUCGACAACAAGUGACAGAUAGUUAACCCGCGAGACUUCAAUACAAGUCGCUACUGUGACAUAGAAACACACUGCCUGUAGCUCUAUGUGGCAGCUUACGAUAUUGUAUAUUUACAAGUAAGCACUUCUUUACAUAGUAAAGAAAUAAUCUAAUUUAGACAUUAAUUCAAGGAUACAACGCAGAAUGGUUCGUGUACCGAGUGCAGUAAGGACGUUAUUGUGAGUGUAGCGAUGUUAUAGAUAUUGUUUGAAUGGAUAGCAUUGUUCUCGUUCCGUCAUAGUGCCACGUUCUCCAUGAUUUUCCUUGUUAACAUGUAGCGAAUAUAAAAUAUUAUAUUUGUAGCUAGCUAUUAAAGCCUUGAAAGUAUUAAAUAUUAUUGUUACAUAGUUUUCCAUUACGACGAGUAUUGACAGCUGAUUGUAUAACCAAAAUGUAUAGUUUUAUACAGAUAUAAUAAAGCCCUCUCGCCGGCGAGGCGUAGCGGCGUAGGUGCCGGAGUGAAUCGUUUCAAUUUUGAUACAUUAUUGUGAUUUCUACUUUUCAUCACGUUGUUGGAUUGAUCUCUGUGAUAUAUUGAGUAACGUUUGUUUGUCAUUGUGUUGUGUUGUCGCGUCGCUUGUUCAUUCGAUUGGCUUAUUUAUUGUAUAUCUUGAUUGUAUUUAGUUUUAAUUAAAGUAAUUCUGUCAUCGGUCACGUAUUAUAUUAGUAAAGAGUGAGCUCUGUAAGGUCGUUUAUAAGACGUAUUGUAAGCGAGAGCAUCCAAUGUCGGUCGCCAUUGGCAGCAGGGGUUGACCAUGAACGGUGAGAUGUGGCUCUCUCGGAGAAAAUGAUUCUUAAUUCUGGUUCCUUAGUUUAUUUUAAUUUACAGCACACAUGUGUAUAUUGUCUCUAAGAUUUAUAUUUUACUCCACUUCUAUAAUAUUAGAAAUAAAGACCAUUUAUUCGA
Messenger RNA from Pectinophora gossypiella (pink bollworm), 5058 nucleotides. It is a transcript of the gene bon, whose product is annotated as E3 ubiquitin-protein ligase TRIM33. The record is from RefSeq and is a predicted model, not a curated record. Gene Ontology annotation, cellular component: nucleoplasm; chromatin. Gene Ontology annotation, molecular function: ubiquitin-protein transferase activity; protein binding; zinc ion binding. The transcript is spliced from 18 exons. Gene Ontology annotation, biological process: positive regulation of DNA-templated transcription. Bases 343 to 3342 code for a protein of 999 amino acids. Lineage: Eukaryota; Metazoa; Arthropoda; Insecta; Lepidoptera; Gelechiidae.